UGAUUCACAGGUGAGUUUAACAUAUUCAGCUUUAAUCAAAUGGUGAAACAAUGUUCUCCUCAAAUGCGUGUUUUGUUUCUACAUCUAGGGAAACAGGCGUUCAGAAUGGGUCCAGAAGUAAGAGCUGCCAUCAUAUUGAAUGCCUCAUUUGUUCGUCCUGCAAAGUUCUAUCUCAAUGGGUUCACCAACAUGCCUCAUGAAAAGUAUUACUAUGUGUUUUUGUGUUUUGUCUACAUCAUGACUGUUCUGGGGAAUGGCCUCCUUCUCACGGUCAUUUACCUGGUGGAGGCCCUGCAUACUCCUAAAUACAUGCUGGUGUUUAACCUGGCUUUCGCUGAUUUGUGUGGCAGCACUGCUCUCAUCCCGAAACUCUUAGAAACAUUCUUGUUUAACAAAAGGUACAUUGUCUAUGAGGCGUGUUUGAGUUAUAUGUUCUUUGUUUUAUUCUUUGCAAGCAUGCAGUCAUGGACGCUUGUCACAAUGGCCUAUGACAGAUUCAUUGCAAUUUGUUUUCCUUUAAGGUACCAUAGUAUUGUGACUAAACCAGCUAUUGGCUUAAUGCUUCUGUUUUCAUGGGUUUGUAUAGUGAGUAUUAUGGUGCCCAUUAUUAAGCUCUUUGAUCGCCUCUCAUUUUGUAGAUCUUUGGUGAUACAGACUUUUUUCUGUGAUCACUCCCCUGUUUAUCGUCUGGCUUGUAAUGACACCUCUAUAAAUAACAUUAUGGCAUAUGUUGCUUUUCUAGCAUUUAUUUGUAUUCCUUUUGUAUUGAUAGGCUUGACAUAUAUGUGUAUUUCAAUAGCACUGAGCAGGAUAGCAUCAGGACAGGAACGACUCAAAGCAUUCAAAACUUGUAGCUCUCAUCUGAUCCUUGUGGCAAUUUUCUACCUCCCAUUAUUUGGCUCCAACAUAGCGACAGUGACGACCAACCUUCAACCAAAUGUCCGAAUGAUUAACUCCUCUCUGACACACACCAUACCAGCUCUGCUCAACCCAAUUAUCUACUCUUUAAAGACAGAGGAAGUGCUGAGCUCUAUGAAGAAGCUUUUGAACAGAAAAAGAAUUACUAACACAACUAAGAAAUUGUGACCUCUUCAUCACUUCCAUAAUGUCUUGUUUAAGGAGUGUUUACUUUUUAUUCUAAACUCUUACAUAAGUGCUGUAAGUAUAUUUCAAGGAUUUAUUUUUUAAUCAUGUGCUGUUGCUGUAAAAAAAGGGGCAUGAUAUGCCUUGUAUUUCACGAGAGGUGAUUCUGUGCCAGUACAAUUGUUGUUGUUUCUGCGUUCCGUUUAUCAUACCAAUUAUUUUGGUCAAAUAUCCACUUCUUCAAUUUCAUUAAUUACUGUUUUACAUUUUUGAAAAUUGUACAAGAUGUUAUAAUGUCUGUCUUGAGAGUUGGAUCUCCCAGACCGACAUUUGACUGUGAACAGGCCCCUGUCUUGUCCAGUCCAAGUCCAUCAAUCCACUGGAACUUGAGGUCAACCUUUUAGAACUAAUUUGAUGUCAAUCCAUUGUUUUAGUUGAUAUUUGAGGAAAAAAGCCUAAUAUUAUACUGCUCCUGCUCCUUAUUUAUUUUGAAUGCUUUUCUUUGUCAUAUAUUAUAGUAAACUAAAUGUCCUUAGGUUUUGAGUUUUGGUUGAAUAAAACAAACUAUA
This is a messenger RNA of Labrus mixtus (cuckoo wrasse), 1652 nucleotides long. Its product is annotated as olfactory receptor 1-like. NCBI's taxonomy places the organism in Eukaryota, Metazoa, Chordata, Actinopteri, Labriformes, Labridae. Bases 40 to 1086 code for a protein of 348 amino acids. Gene Ontology annotation, molecular function: olfactory receptor activity; G protein-coupled receptor activity. Gene Ontology annotation, biological process: G protein-coupled receptor signaling pathway. The record is from RefSeq and is a predicted model, not a curated record. Gene Ontology annotation, cellular component: membrane. The transcript has a single exon.